Messenger RNA from Fonsecaea monophora, 348 nucleotides. RefSeq lists its product as hypothetical. The coding region runs from base 1 to 348 and encodes 115 amino acids. The transcript is spliced from 2 exons. NCBI's taxonomy places the organism in Eukaryota, Fungi, Ascomycota, Eurotiomycetes, Chaetothyriales, Herpotrichiellaceae. The record is from RefSeq and is a predicted model, not a curated record.
AUGUCCGGAAUCUUGGUCAAUGUGUGCAAGAAACAACUGCCCAGUCCACAAGCAGGGUUCUUCCAAAUGUUAGAUGAUGCCGAGAAUGAUUUUCUGGUGGCGCUGCCUACCCUGGACGAACAGGCUGAGCCGGGUAACUCAGUCAAGGACUUUUCAAAGGUCCGCGCUUGGGUCAGCAGACUUCUGCAGCACACCGAGGGGAACGAUGCCGAGAAAAUCAGCUCAGAGGACGUGAUGGAGAAGUUCCUGGGCUCGAGCUAUACGGCGACAGAUAUCGGCAUUGAUCCAGCAGUCCAGACCCCUCCAAAAGUGGCGGCACAUGUCUCAGUUGGUACCUUUGACGAGUAA